AAAAUCCAACGGUCUCUCUCGCUCCCUGCCCCUCUGCCCCCCUGCCCCUCUCCCCCUUCAUUUCUCCUCCUCUCACCACCACCAUACACCAGACCCACAAAUCCGUUGUUGGUUUCGUCCUCCUCCUGCGCUGCGCUCGGGUCGUUCGACUUUGAUCUACAACUGGGCGACGAGGCCGCCAAAACGAGCGAGAAAAGAGAAGGGAUUGGCGAUUCGAUGGGUUAUUGGAGUUCCGUUGUUGGGAACCAAUCGGAUGGGUCCCCCGUUAGCGGCGGUGGGCUCAGUCAACAUGAGAAAUUCAGUUAUGGCUAUGCAAGUUCUCCAGGGAAAAGGUCUUCCAUGGAGGACUUUUAUGAGACAAGAAUUGAUGGCGUCGAUGGAGAGAUUGUCGGCUUGUUUGGAGUCUUUGAUGGUCAUGGUGGUGCUAGAGCUGCAGAAUACGUCAAGCAGCACCUUUUCAGCAAUUUAAUUAAGCAGCCAAAAUUCAUUAGUGAUACCAAGUCAGCUAUAGCUUCUGCAUACAGCGAGACUGAUUUAGAAUUUCUGAAAUCUGAAAAUAAUGAAAACCGAGAUGCUGGAUCAACUGCUUCAACUGCUGUCCUUGUUGGCGACCGUUUGCUAGUUGCUAAUGUUGGGGACUCUAGGGCUGUUAUAUGCAGGGGAGGGAAUGCUAUAGCUGUCUCGAGAGAUCACAAGCCUGACCAAACUGAUGAGCGACAAAGGAUUGAGGAUGCUGGAGGUUUUGUGAUGUGGGCUGGAACAUGGCGUGUCGGCGGUGUUCUCGCUGUAUCUCGCGCUUUCGGUGAUAGGCUCCUGAAGCAGUAUGUUGUUGCUGAUCCAGAGAUUAAGGAAGAAGUGAUCGAUGGGUCUCUCGAGUUUCUCAUUCUUGCAAGUGACGGGCUAUGGGAUGUUGUCUCGAACGAGGAGGCUGUUGCCAUUGUCAGACCGAUAGAAGACCCAGAACAGGCAGCAAAGAAGCUCUUGCAAGAGGCUUAUCAAAGAGGAAGCGCAGAUAACAUCACUUGUGUUGUCGUGCGUUUCUUAUCCGGACAGGAUAGCGAUGCCAAGUAGAAAGAUGGAGAAAAGGUUACUUUCUUGUUACAAUGGAAGCUUCUCUGCAUGUCCCUGCAAUCAAUGUAAAGAUAGUAUCUGAAAAAGUCAAAUAAAAAGAACUGCUUAUGGAGAAAGCACUUUUCGACUGAUGGAAUAUGUUGUUUACAUUUCCAGCCUCUAAUAGGAACUAGUAGAAGAUAGUAAAUGUAUGAUGUACCGGUCUGUAUUCUGUAAGGACUAAUGGAUCUAAUGUCUAAUGCUAGAAGAAAUCAAUUUAUUUUCCUGCUA
Ananas comosus (pineapple) is the source of this 1341-nucleotide messenger RNA. Its product is annotated as probable protein phosphatase 2C 59. Gene Ontology annotation, cellular component: cytosol; nucleus. Gene Ontology annotation, biological process: protein dephosphorylation. Gene Ontology annotation, molecular function: cation binding; protein serine/threonine phosphatase activity. The transcript has 9 exons. Lineage: Eukaryota; Viridiplantae; Streptophyta; Magnoliopsida; Poales; Bromeliaceae. The record is from RefSeq and is a predicted model, not a curated record. The coding region runs from base 217 to 1071 and encodes 284 amino acids.